AUGGUGCUCUGUCCAAUAUGCAACCAGACAGUCAAAUCCUCCGAGAUCAACGGCCAUAUUGACUCCGGGUGCACAACCUUCGUCGUCGACAAUGCCUCCGCCGACAGCAACACCAGCUUGAAGUCCUCAUCCUCGCAGGCACACCCACAGUCACAGUCUCAGUUACAACCGCAACCACAGUCACAGGCACAGGCACAUUCAAUCUCGCAAUCCCAGCCGCCGCCACAACCCCAGGGCCUGCCUCCUCCGUCCACGAUGAAGAGGUCCGCUGCAGACUUCUUCGCAACGCCCGCUGCUAAACGACAGGCCACCACCUCCAAAGUCUUGACCCCGGUCUUGAAUGGCUCGGCCAAUGGCUCAACCGGCUCCACAGUCAGGCCGUCCCCGGUUUAUUCGACCGUGAAAACCAUAGGCGUCAAGAGAUCCUUCGAUCAGGGGCCGGGCAGCACGCCGCCCGCCCAGACAAGUCGUGGUGACUCCCCGCAGGAUACCCCUAUGGCCGAAGCCCAGCCUCUGUCGCUGCUUGCGCCGCCUGUCAAGAAACACAAGGCCAACCCAAACGCCCCCCUCGCGGAACGCGUGCGCCCCACCACUCUCGACGACAUUGCCGGUCAGGAUCUUGUCGGCCCCAACGGCGUGUUGCGGGCCUUGAUCGAGUCCCAGUCGCUGCCAUCCAUCAUACUGUGGGGCGGGUCGGGCACGGGCAAGACUACUAUAGCCCGCGUUGUUGCCAACAUGGUCGGGAGCCGCUUCAUCGAGAUCAACGCCACGUCCAGCGGCGCUGCCGAGUGCAAGAAAUUGUUCCAAGACGCUGCCAACGAGCUGGCGCUGACCGGGAGGAGGACAAUCAUCUUUUGCGACGAGAUACACCGCUUCACCAAGGCGCAGCAGGACGUCUUCCUCAAGCCUGUCGAAGCUGGCACAAUCACCUUGAUCGGGGCUACGACCGAGAAUCCGUCAUUUAAAAUCCAAGCAGCCCUCCUGUCCCGUUGCCGCACUUUCACCUUGCAGAAGCUGUCGAACGAGCACGUUCGGAACAUUUUGACGAGGGCGUUGGAGCACGCGUUUGAGAACGACCCGUCAAAGCUACCGCCGCUGAUCGACGAGGAGCUCCUCAUCUACCUUUCCGCCUUCGCAGACGGUGACGCCCGCACCGCCCUGAAUCUCCUAGAACUCGCCAUAUCACUCACCAUCAAACCACCUGCCGACCCCGCCUCGCCCCUCACAAAAGAAGACAUCAAAGCAGCCCUCACCAAGACCUUGGUAUAUGACAGGGCUGGCGACCAGCACUACGACACGAUAUCGGCUUUCCACAAGGCAGUGCGGGGGUCCGACAGUGACGCCGCGCUCUACUACCUCGCGCGCAUGCUACAGUCUGGCGAGGAUCCUCUGUUCGUCGCCCGCCGCAUGGUAGUCAUCGCGUCCGAAGACGUGGGCCUCGCUGACAACUCGCUUCUCUCGCUCGCCACUGCGACGUACACAGCGGUCGAGAAGAUCGGCAUGCCGGAGGCUCGCAUCCCAUUAGGCCACUGCGCGACUGCUCUAUGCCUUGCCCCGAAGAGCACGCGUGCGUAUCGUGGGCUCAAUAAUGCUUAUGCUGCGCUUCGGGAGCCGGGUGUGGCUGGCCUGCCAAUUCCCAUACAUUUGAGGAACGCACCGACGAGGCUAAUGAAGGAGAUGGGCUACGGCAAGGAGUACAAAUACAAUCCGAACUACAAGGGAGGCAGAGUCAGGCAGGAUUACUUGCCCGAACAGCUGCUGGGGAGGAAAUUUCUGGAGGAUAGAGACCUGGGGACUGAGGUCGACCCUGAUUUGGAUAUGGAAGACUGA
Molecule: messenger RNA, 1830 nt
Organism: Diaporthe amygdali
Lineage: Eukaryota; Fungi; Ascomycota; Sordariomycetes; Diaporthales; Diaporthaceae
Exons: 1
Coding region: 1-1830 (609 amino acids)
Biological process (GO): regulation of DNA repair; DNA repair; DNA-templated DNA replication
Cellular component (GO): nucleus
Molecular function (GO): DNA binding; single-stranded DNA helicase activity; ATP binding
Source: RefSeq, a predicted model, not a curated record